Molecule: messenger RNA, 1608 nt
Organism: Morchella importuna
Lineage: Eukaryota; Fungi; Ascomycota; Pezizomycetes; Pezizales; Morchellaceae
Exons: 8
Coding region: 1-1608 (535 amino acids)
Biological process (GO): proteolysis; protein catabolic process
Cellular component (GO): mitochondrial matrix
Molecular function (GO): ATP binding; ATP hydrolysis activity
Source: RefSeq, a predicted model, not a curated record
AUGCUUCUCGGACGUCCUAAAUCCUUAAAACAGCUUGCGGCGGGAUCAUCGUUUAUCAUUAGCACCAGAAGAUGGCUAUCCUAUAACCCUUCCAACUUUAGCUUUGGUAGUGCUGGAUAUAGCUCUACGGUCGACACCAAUAGCCCGACCCAGGGGCCUCUAGCUGAUGCCGCGAGUGUGAAGCUCACACCAAGAGCUCUGAAGCAGCACCUAGAUCGGUUCGUUGAAGAGCAAGAUGAUCUAUUGAGGUCAAGCCAAGUAAUAGGUGCCCAUCCGGCAGAAGACGAGUACCCAGGGCAGCAGAGAACGGUGCAUAUUCCGCCGAAAGGAGACUGCUUGCCGAUUCAUGAUUACACCCCUCUUACCAUUGAGAAGAGUAAUGUACUCUGUCUCGGCCCGACCGGAGUGGGCAAAACCUUGAUGCUACGUACCCUUGCAAGAGUACUAGAGGUUCCGUUCUCAAUGUCCGAUUGCACACCAUUUACACAAGCUGGUUAUGUUGGUGAGGAUGCAGAUAUCUGUAUCCAUCGGUUAUUAGUGGCAGCUAAUUGGGACGUGCGACGGGCUGAAACCGGAAUCGUCUGUCUGGACGAGUUUGACAAAAUAGCUAAGCCAAAAAGCUCCCACGGAGCUAAAGAUAUUUCUGGCGAGGGUGUUCAGCAAGCUCUCCUCAAAAUCAUAGAAGGCACUACCCUUCAAAUCAAUACCAAACCCGAGCGUCGCCCCCCACAGGGCCUACCACAAAACCCCAUUAAUGGGGGCUCUCCCUUCAACUCAGCAAGCACAGGGAUGGGCGGCGGCGGUGGGAGUAGCUCGGGGAAAGGGGAAACUUUUACAGUGGAUACAUCAAACAUUCUGUUCAUCUUCACGGGCGCCUUUAUAGGGAUGGAUAAACUGAUUAUUGACCGUGUCUCAAAGGGUUCUAUUGGGUUCAAUGCCCCGGUAAGGGGAGCAUCGGCUGAUGAUCUUGUUGAAGAUAAAGAGUUGAUGCAAAAACUUACCCCGUUCUUUCCAACUCCAGAGGAGGAUGAUUGGCUGGAUUUGGGCGGCGAGGUCGUGAAAAAGAAAAAGAAGUUUAACCCGCUACAGAUGACAGAGCCGGGGGAUCUAAUUAGCUUUGGCCUUAUACCGGAAAUUGUCGGACGUAUUCCAGUCAUCGCCGCCGUAGAAUCUCUAGAUGAGGAGAUGCUUGUGAGAGUUCUGACAGAGCCACGAAACGCUCUUAUAAAACAAUACGAACAAUUAUUUCAACUCAGCGGUGUCGAGCUACGACUCACUUCGCCAGCACUACGGGAGGUAGCUAAAGCUGCGCUUGCUAUGGGGACUGGUGCCAGAGGUCUACGGACGGUAAUGGAGCGGUUACUAUCUGAUGCUAUGUUUGAAUCACCUGGCUCGAGUAUCAAGCACGUUCUUUUGACCGAAUCCGUAGCGCAGCGGAAGCAACCACCUCUAUACUUUGCCCGCGGUCAGCAGCAUAAAUUCCAUUCUAUGAUUGCAGCGGAGGAAGAAGAAUGGGCCGUUAAGCAGCAGCGUACCAGAAGACAAUCAAGAAUAACACCUUUUGAGGAUGCUGUUGUUGAGAAGAAGAGAGCUACUGGUGGCCUUUGA